Molecule: messenger RNA, 1404 nt
Organism: Drosophila nasuta
Lineage: Eukaryota; Metazoa; Arthropoda; Insecta; Diptera; Drosophilidae
Exons: 2
Coding region: 220-1008 (262 amino acids)
Source: RefSeq, a predicted model, not a curated record
AGCAAGAGAGCUGAAAACAAGUUACAAAGCAAAACGACCAAACGACUCGUGUGAAACGACGACUUUCGAACGCCAAGUUGGCGUCGUAAACGAGAGAGCGAUUGGAACAAUCGCCACGCGCCAAAGCAAUCGGCAGUUCGGGGCAAACUCGUUGCGAGAGCGGUUGUCCAACAGUUUGCAUUUCCCCUUCGAGUUUGAGUUUCUUGCCUCUUGCGAGCCAUGACAAGCAAUCGGGUAACAUCUUGGCGCCCGUUUCGUUUUACCGCAGAGCGUCAUCUGAAGUUCGUCGAGCUUUAUAGUCGCGAACCAUGCUUGUGGGAUAAUAGGCCCCCAUUGCAAACUGCAACGAAUGCUGCGCACAGGCGCCUUCAAAUUGGUAUCAACAGGGAGGCUGGUCGCAAUGAGCGCCCUAUGACUUUGCUAGGUGUGAAGACUAAGAUACAAAAUUUGCGAGCUGUGUAUCAUCAGGAGUUAAGGAAAGUCAAUGCAAACCCUUGCUAUACUUCCAAGAUUUCCUGGUUUGCGCCAAUGCAUGAGUUUUUGGGUCAAAAUCUGGAUGCGUCGGGAAAGAACACCAAUGUGGUUUUACCAAAACCUGUAAAACGUUUGCGGAUCAAAUUGUCCCGCAUAAAGCCUGUUAAAAUCGAAGAAGAAAUCGAGCAGAAAUUGGAGUUGAAGCAAAGUCCCCAGGUGCCUACAACAGAAAGUGCUCGUUCACUGCCAUCCGCAGAGUCUUCUGAUCCUCGUUCAACUACGAAAACGGCCUCGCCACAAUCUCCCACUGCAACUCCACAUACAUUGCAAGGACCUAGAUUUCCGGAAAACAUAUCAAGUCUGCAAUCCUUGGGAUUCAAUGAGUUUACGUUUUUCGGACUUAAUGUUGGCGCACAACUUAUCAACAUGCCCCUUUCGAAUGCAAUGAUCAUGCAAUCAAAGAUUCAACACAUGCUAUCAGUGGAACGUCGUAGGAUCGAAGGAAAUUCGAGCGAUGUAGAUAUGCACUCGUAAUUCGGAUUUUACAAUGUACAACUUAAAAUAAUAACGUAUAAAUAAGAUCUAUUCAAAAUUAGAUUAGAAUUGUUAUCGAACAUGUAUUUUUGUUAAUGAAAAUAUAUGUACAUAUGUGUGUAUGUAUGUAUGUAUGUCCAUAUGGGUAAUUCCAUGGCGAAAUUUGUCCCGUGCGAGACUUUUUGCAGUGCACUGCAGUGAAAAUAACAUAAACUGAAUCAAUUUUAAAAAUAAGUGAAUGUUUAGAGCUAAGAUUGAUUUUAGGAACUUCAUCUGUUUUACGAUAAAAUAUGUAAAUUCGUUAAUUUUUUGGUUGUGCGUACGAAUGGUUAAUUUUUGCAAUUAUCACAACAGAAAACAAAACAGAACGAAAAUUCCAAAACCAUUCUUAAUUUC